Molecule: messenger RNA, 1368 nt
Organism: Aureobasidium subglaciale EXF-2481
Lineage: Eukaryota; Fungi; Ascomycota; Dothideomycetes; Dothideales; Saccotheciaceae
Exons: 7
Coding region: 1-1368 (455 amino acids)
Biological process (GO): amino acid transmembrane transport
Cellular component (GO): endoplasmic reticulum
Molecular function (GO): amino acid transmembrane transporter activity
Source: RefSeq, a predicted model, not a curated record
AUGGAAGAGGAGGAUUACUUGACCGCAGACAACUGGAGCAGCAGGAGGCACAAUGCCGGUCAACGCGCUCCGCUCCUGACCAACAUCGAGGCUCCUUCCGUCACCGUCGCAGAGUCCGACUUCAACCCCGAUGACCUGCUGGAGAGUGCGCGCCCAAAAAGCUCCAUGUCUAGCGCUUUCAUGAACAUGGCCAACAGUAUCAUUGGUGCCGGAAUCAUCGGUCAACCGUAUGCUCUCCGCCAAGCCGGUCUGCUUACUGGUGUCGUCCUGCUAAUCGUCCUGACCAUCACUGUUGAUUGGACCAUUCGUCUGAUUGUCACAAACUCAAAGCUUAGCGGCACAAACUCCUUCCAGGCAACAGUCGAGCAUUGCUAUGGCAAAUCCGGUCUUGUUGCCAUUUCCAUCGCUCAAUGGGCCUUUGCCUUUGGUGGCAUGAUUGCCUUUUGUAUCAUUGUAGGAGACACAAUACCUCACGUCAUGUCGGCUCUCUUUCCUUCUCUGGAAGACAGCCACUUCCUCUGGCUUCUCACCGAUAGGAAAUUCGUAAUAGUCGUCUUCAUCAUGGGUAUAUCAUAUCCCUUCUCUUUGUACAGAGACAUUUCGAAGCUCGCCAAAGCCAGUUCGCUAGCUCUGUUCAGUAUGCUCAUAAUCGUCAUUACCGUCAUCACGCAAGGUCCAAGUGUUCCUGCUGAGAUGAAGGGCCCGAUCAAGGGAUCACUGAUCAUCAACAAUGGUGUCUUCCAAGCUAUUGGCGUUAUAUCUUUCGCAUUCGUUUGCCACCAUAAUAGCUUACUCAUUUAUGGAUCUCUCCAAAAGCCGACUAUGGAUCGCUUUGCCAAGGUCACUCACUAUUCAACCAGCAUUUCGAUGCUUGCCUGUCUCGCCAUGGCCCUCUCUGGUUAUCUAAACUUUGGAAGCCUCACCCAAGGCAACGUCCUCAACAACUUUCCCACAAACAACAUGCUCGUCAAUAUUGCCAGACUCUGCUUCGGUCUGAACAUGCUCACAACCCUCCCCCUCGAAGCCUUUGUCUGCCGCGAAGUAAUGAACCUCUACUACUUUUCCCACGAACCCUUUGACCCAAACCGUCACCUCAUCCUCACCACCGCCCUCGUAAUCUCCGCCAUGGGAUUAAGUCUACUCACCUGCGAUCUGGGUAUUGUAUUUGAGCUUGUUGGCGCUACUAGUGCUUGUGCUCUGGCAUAUAUUUUACCGCCAUUGUGUUACGUAAAGCUUACGCAGAGGAGGACGUGGGAGACUUAUGCGGCGUACGUUUGUAUUGCUUUUGGGUGUGUUGUCAUGGGGAUUAGUGUGUUGCUUGCUGGGGCCAAGAUGGUCAAGGGGGAAGGGGGUGCGCAGACUUGUUGA